Molecule: messenger RNA, 1900 nt
Organism: Cephus cinctus (wheat stem sawfly)
Lineage: Eukaryota; Metazoa; Arthropoda; Insecta; Hymenoptera; Cephidae
Gene: Sec22
Product: vesicle-trafficking protein SEC22b-B
Exons: 8
Coding region: 482-1123 (213 amino acids)
Biological process (GO): endoplasmic reticulum to Golgi vesicle-mediated transport; vesicle fusion with Golgi apparatus; retrograde vesicle-mediated transport, Golgi to endoplasmic reticulum
Cellular component (GO): SNARE complex; Golgi membrane; endoplasmic reticulum-Golgi intermediate compartment
Molecular function (GO): SNAP receptor activity
Source: RefSeq, a predicted model, not a curated record
CUUAUCUAUCUCACUCUACAAUCAGCUGUGGGAGAGAGAAAUAGGAACGGAUCGCUUGAUCGCAACACCUCUUGUGGUUAUGAAGCGAAAUGAAAAAUCCUUCUAAAAGAAGACUACCCCCUUCAAGGGAGUUGCAAGACCUUGUUUCGUAGAUGGCUCCAGCAGCGCUGAACAAGUGUAAUUACUUUAGACACCGCUGACAGUUUUUAAAUGGCGGGAAGAGAAGGGACUUCUCAGAAAAUAUUUGGAAACAAACAGCGAAGUCAUUCAGGAUACAAGAUAUUAUUGAAGGCUUCACUUACUUGAAUUCACAGCACUCCUGUACUUGGCACACUUUGUUACACUGACAACUUCAGGAUUUGGACACAUUGUGCUUCAGCGCCGUACAAAUGAACUGUGGAUAUUGAGUUUCGUACCAGCGACCUGAUUUUUCAAGUAUUUAUCAAAUAUUUAGAGUCGAAUUGUAUAUAAUUUUACGAAAAUGGUGUUACUAACGAUGAUUGCGCGGAUAUCAGACGGCCUGCCGUUGGCUGCAAGUAUGCAGGAGGAUGAACAGAGUGGGAAGAGUAUCUUGGAAUACCAAAAUCAGGCUAAAAUGCUCUUCAGGAAGCUAGGACCACAAUCUCCUGCAAGGUGCACUAUAGAAACUGGACCAUAUCUCUUUCACUAUUUAAUAGAGAAUGAGGUCUGUUACUUGGUAUUGUGCGAGAGGAAUUAUAGUAAACGUAUUGCAUAUAGCUAUCUGGAAGACAUUGCACAAGAAUUCCAUUCUCAAUAUGGGAAACGGGUUAAUACAGUUGCCAGGCCAUAUUAUUUUAUCGAAUUUGACACCUACAUUAAUAAGGCUAAGAAGGUAUUCUCAGACAAUAGAUCCCGUAGAAACAUGAAUGUUCUGAACACUCAAUUGCAAGACGUACAGCGAAUUAUGGUUCAAAAUAUCGAUGAUGUUCUUCAAAGAGGAACAGUUCUCUCAGAAUUAGACACAAAGACACAAAACUUAUCGAUGUUGUCACAGAAAUAUAGAAAAGAUGCAGCACACCUUAACAGUAAAUCAAUGUACAUUAAAGCAGUGGCUGGCCUAGUUGCAUUUUUGGUCUUCCUGCUUUACUUCUUUAUUCUUUAGUCAAUGAAACCAAUCACCAAUCAUUGUUGCAUCAGAAACUAGAUGUCAAGCGUUGGUCUGAUUAGGACGUGUCAACUACUGCGUUCUCUCCAAGGAAAAAUAAAUUUUUUUCUCCAAGUUUGGGUAAAUAUUGUAAAGCAUUUUUUUGUAUAUAUACAAGUAAUAUCGUCGACCUUUUUUAAAUAUCAAAAGAAUAUUUAAUGUUUCAACAACACAUGACUUAGCAUCAAUUGAUUUAUAUGUGAAAAAUUUUACUGCCUCCGAUAAGAAUAAUUCUUUAAAUUCUAAUCCAUCGAUACAAUAUUUACGAUCGUCAUUUAUAAAACAAUAGUAUUAAGAUCUCUGAUAUAUCCUUGGUGUUAAUAUUAUUAGCAUUUACGUUACUAAUUUGCUUCAUUCCAACUCUUAUAUUCAUAUGCGAAUUCCUACGAUUAUAUAUUUUAUUCACCACUAUAUAUAUGUGUUACAAUGGAAUUUAACGUGUAUGAGUCAAGUUAUGUAUGAAAGAUUCAAUUGUGGAAACAUUAUUCUCCUUUUACGAACGAUGCUAUUAAGUAUCCAUGUAGGAGUGAAAAAAGGUAAAAUAUAUAUUUAUUGUCUACUAGGAAAAUAUUUUUGGGCGGUAAACCAUAAGGGGGGGAUAUGUAGAUUGUCUAUGGGGAAUGGUACCAAUGAAACAUGUGUUAUUAUUAAUGUUAUAAUAUUUGUAUGCAAUUCAAUUGUACUUGCUCGUAAGAACGAUAUAUUUACAAUAAACAUUGAAUUCAUACAAAUAUA